AUCCAGCACAAGAAUAGAACAUUGCAUGAGACUUUCCUUAUCUAAAGUAACAACCACCACAAAACACAACAAUGGAGGAAGAAAGAGAACACCACCAACUCAAAGACAAAGAAGAAAACGAGUGGCGUCUCUACGAAGCUUACAAUGAACUUCACGCGCUUGCUCAAGAACUUCACACGCCUUUCGACGCGCCGGCGGUACUGGUUGUGGGCCACCAAACAGACGGGAAGAGCGCCUUAGUUGAGGCUCUAAUGGGCUUCCAGUUCAACCACGUCGGUGGUGGCACCAAAACCCGCCGGCCCAUUACUCUUCACAUGAAAUAUGGCCCACAUUGCGAGUCUCCUUCUUGCUAUCUUCUUUCUGAUGAUGACCCUUCUCUUUCUCACCAUAUGUCACUUUCCCAAAUCCAGGGUUAUAUUGAAGCUGAGAAUGCGAGGUUGGAGCGUGACUCAUGUUGUCAAUUUUCAGCUAAGGAAAUAAUCAUAAAAGUGGAAUACAAAUACUGUCCCAAUCUCACCAUAAUAGACACACCAGGAUUAGUUGCUCCUGCACCAGGUCGUAAAAAUAGGGCGAUACAGGCACAGGCACGAGCGGUAGAGUCACUCGUUCGUGCAAAAAUGCAGCACAAGGAGUUCAUUAUACUCUGUCUUGAAGAUUGUAGUGAUUGGAGCAAUGCGACUACGAGGCGCGUUGUAAUGCAAAUUGAUCCUGAAUUGUCAAGGACUGUGAUUGUUUCCACUAAGUUCGAUACUAGGAUACCACAAUUUUCACGUCCUUCUGAUGUUGAAGUUUUCCUUUCACCGCCUGCAUCUACGCUUGAUGGAUGCAUUCUUGGUGAUUCUCCGUUCUUUACUUCGGUGCCUUCUGGAAGAGUUGGUUCUGGAACUCAUUGUUUAUACUCAUCUAAUGAUGAUUUCAAACAGGCAGUAAGCUUCAGAGAGAUAGAAGAUGUUGCAUCCUUGGAGGAGAAAUUGGGAAGGCCAUUGUCAAAGCAAGAAAGAAGUAGGAUAGGUGUGAGCAAACUUAGGUUGUUUCUUGAAGAAAUACUACAAAAGAGGUAUAUAAAUAAUGUACCAUUGAUCAUUCCACUUCUUGAGAAGGAGCAUCGGAGCGUGACAAGGAAAUUGAGUGAUAUAAAUCAAGAAUUGAGCACACUGGAUGAAGCCAAGUUGAAGGAGAAAGGAAGAGCUUUCCAUGAUAUGUUCUUGACCAAGCUGUCAUUGCUGCUUAAAGGGACAGUUGUCGCGCCUCCUGAUAAGUUUGGUGAAACAUUACCAGAUGAGCGAAUAAAUGGAGGUGCAUUUGUUGGUGCCGAUGGUGUUCAGUUCCCUCACAAGCUAAUACCUAAUGCAGGGAUGCGUCUUUAUGGGGGUGCACAAUAUCAUCGAGCAAUGGCUGAAUUUCGUUUUGUAGUUGGAGGAAUCAAGUGCCCUCCAAUUACCCGGGAAGAAAUUGUAAAUGCUUGUGGAGUUGAAGACAUUCAUGAUGGAACAAACUACUCUAGGACUGCUUGUGUAAUUGCUGUUGCAAAGGCUCAUGAUACAUUUGAACCUUUUCUUCAUCAGUUGGGGUCUAGAUUGUUGCACAUACUUAAGAGAUUGCUCCCAAUCUCUUUUUAUCUUCUUCAGAAAGAUUGUGAGUAUCUAAGUGGCCAUCAGGUGUUCCUCAGGCGUGUUGCCUCCGCCUUCGACAACUUUGCAGAAUCCACUGAAAAAUCAUGCCGUGAAAAAUGUAUGGAGGACUUGGUAAGCACCACACGAUAUGUCUCAUGGUCUCUACACAAUAAGAGUCGGGCAGGAUUACGCCAGUUCUUAGAUUCAUUUGGUGGAACAGAACAUUCCAAUGUUUGUAAUGAUCCCACUGCAACUGUUCUAUCACAAACAAAUGUGCAAGAGAAGGAAGACACAAAGCCACAACUAGAAGUAAAGCUCAGUCACGUGGCCUCUGGAACUGAUCCUAGCACAUCCACCCAGACAGCUGAAACAAAGCUUGCUGACCUUCUUGAUAGUACACUUUGGAAUCGAAGGCUUGCACCCUCUUCUGAAAGGAUUGUUUAUGGUUUGGUACAACAAAUAUUUCAUGGCAUACGAGAAUAUUUCUUGGUUUCCACAGAAUUAAAGUUCAACUGUUUCCUCUUGAUGCCCAUUGUGGAUAAGUUGCCUGCACGCCUUCGGGAGGACCUAGAAUCUGCUUUUGAAGAUGACCUGGAAAAUGUUUUUGACAUGACCAAUCUGCAACUUUCACUGGGGCAACAGAAAAGAGAUACAGAAAUUGAACUGAAAAGGAUCAAGAGGCUCAAAGAUAAAUUCAGAAUGAUACAUGAGCAGCUAAUUCUACGUCAAGCCGCUUGAAUAUAUGAACCACUGCUGGAUCUUCUGAGCGUAAAAUUACAUGUAACUUGAAGAUUUACGAGAUGUACUACGAUUUUUUUUCGUUUCUUUCCUAAUUUAGUGCUUUCCCUGUGGUUUUGUCAUAGAAAGAUUAUUAGAUGUUCAUUAUAUCUGCAGUUACCUAUAAAUCUUCCUCUUUACCUCUAUCUAAGCUUUGAGUCUAUUCAUGUUCGAAACUAUAACAUGUUUCUGUUCCUGUACCUGAGACAUAAUAGCACAUUGGCAGACUA
Medicago truncatula (barrel medic) is the source of this 2620-nucleotide messenger RNA. RefSeq names its product dynamin-like protein ARC5. The coding region runs from base 72 to 2351 and encodes 759 amino acids. Gene Ontology annotation, cellular component: cytoplasm; membrane; peroxisome. The record is from RefSeq and is a predicted model, not a curated record. Gene Ontology annotation, molecular function: microtubule binding; GTP binding; GTPase activity. NCBI's taxonomy places the organism in Eukaryota, Viridiplantae, Streptophyta, Magnoliopsida, Fabales, Fabaceae. Gene Ontology annotation, biological process: peroxisome fission. The transcript has 15 exons.